AAACUAUUCUGAUUUUCAAUUAUUCAGUUGAUCUUGAACAACACAUGUCAGUGUACACAACAUGGCCUCUGUAAAGUUGUUGCUCGCUGCUUGCGUUCUAUCAGCCCUCUCGCUCUCAGCAAAUGCUGGUCUUUUGGAUUAUAUUUAUCCUGCAAUUAUGACGGAGUUCUAUAGCCAAGUGCCCACAAAGGAGGGCUAUCGCUUCAAACUCGAAGAGCCGAAUGGUAGUAAACGUGAGGAAAUUGGUGUUGUAAUGAAUCCUGACACACCCGACGAACAAUUGGUCAUUAUGGGCAUGUAUACGGUGUAUGAUGAGAAGACAGAUACGGAGACAGUGACGAUGUAUACGGCGGAUAAAGAUGGUUACAAACCGAGAUAUAUGUUGAAAAAUCGUAAAUUAAGUGCGAAAACGUUAAUGUCCAGUGCGGGUUAAGAGUUGGAGUGUUCAUUUAAAUAAAUUAAUUAUAUAUGCAUUUUACGUACAUACAU
Messenger RNA from Ceratitis capitata (Mediterranean fruit fly), 489 nucleotides. RefSeq lists its product as uncharacterized. Lineage: Eukaryota; Metazoa; Arthropoda; Insecta; Diptera; Tephritidae. Bases 62 to 433 code for a protein of 123 amino acids. The record is from RefSeq and is a predicted model, not a curated record. The transcript has 3 exons.